Molecule: messenger RNA, 1285 nt
Organism: Pelagomonas calceolata
Lineage: Eukaryota; Pelagophyceae; Pelagomonadales; Pelagomonadaceae
Source: the annotation of a GenBank genome assembly
AUGAGCGACGCCCGCACCCAAUUCGCCGCCUGCGAGGCGCUCUUGAACGAUGGCGCCGUCGAGGCCUGCGCGGUCGCCGCCGAAACGUUAACAAAGCAGUACCCGAAGCACGCGAGGGCCUGGUGCUUACGCGCCGCGCUCGCGCCGCAAGCCGAUAUAGCUCUGAAGCACGCGGAGCGCGCCAAGGCGCUGAAGCCGGACUUGGAUUGUGUGAGGACGGCGCUGGCACGCGCCUUGGUGCGGCGCGCCGUGGAAGCGGGCAAGGCGCAUUCCGAAGCGCGCAUCUCAUUACUGGAGCGCGCCCUGGCCGAGCAGGACGACCCCAAGACGUGGUACCGCCUCGGCCGCGCCAGGCGCGAGGCCAAGGACUUGGCGGGAGCCGCUGACGCUUUUGAGAAGUGCGGCGACGACGCGCGCGCGAAGUUCUGGGCCGCAUGCUGCCGCGGCGAUCCCAGUGAAGACGCCCCUAUCGAGCAUCUGGAGGCGUUGUACGAUGGCUACGCGGGUCGCUACGACGCGCACCUCUCGGACGCGCUCCGAAGCCAGGCGCCGGCGCUCGUCGCGGAGAGCGUCCGAGGCGCGAAAGCACGGAAGGCCUUGGACUGCGGCUGCGGCACGGGCCUCUCCGGCCGCGCGUUAUUCGAUGCCGAGGCCUGUUUGCAGCUGGAGGGCGUCGACCUCUCCGAGGCCAUGUGCGAGAAAGCGAGAGCUACGGGGCUCUAUGAGGACGUGGCCAAGGGCGAGCUCUGUCCGUGCACCGGCGUCCCUAUCUCUCACAUGAAACAUCCCAAUGAUCGAAACGUUCGUCGGGCGGACUGACACCUAAGCUGCACAAGCUUAGCCGUGAUCGACACCACGACAACGCAAUUGACUUCACCUUCCGCUGAGGGGCCCCGUCUCGCGUCGCGCGCGCAUGCCAUCGCGUCGCCGGCUCGCAUCUCACCCUCGCCGCGCAGGCGCGUUUUUGAGCGGCGCCGCGGGCGCCAAUUAUGACUUGCUGGCGAGCAGCGACGUCGUGCCCUACGUUAGGCGUCUCGAAGAGCUCUUUAUGGUCGCGGCGGCGGCCGCAGCGCCGAAAGCGUCCUUCGCGUUCUCCGUGGAAAAGCCGCUGGGCGACGGCGAUGUCGAGAUCGGCGCGACGGGCCGCUUCCGCCACAGCGUGGCGUACUGCGAGGCGUGCGCCGCGAAGAGCGGUUGGACGCUGUCGGCGCGUCGGGACGCAGUUCUGCGGAAGAACUGCGGCGCCGACGUACACGGCCACGUCCUCGUCUUCCAGCGCUCCUAA